Molecule: messenger RNA, 1083 nt
Organism: Perca fluviatilis (European perch)
Lineage: Eukaryota; Metazoa; Chordata; Actinopteri; Perciformes; Percidae
Product: putative UDP-GlcNAc:betaGal beta-1,3-N-acetylglucosaminyltransferase LOC100288842
Exons: 1
Coding region: 1-1083 (360 amino acids)
Cellular component (GO): membrane
Molecular function (GO): hexosyltransferase activity
Source: RefSeq, a predicted model, not a curated record
AUGCUCCAGUGCUCUCCAUGCAAACUGCGUACCCACCAGUGGUGUUUCCUCCUCUUCAACGUCCUCCUCUUCCAUGCCCUGCUGUUUGGGGCAGACUUUGUCGAGGAGUACCUCCUGCAGCCCACACCUGGGGUCUACACUGAUGGCUUGGUUGUUGAUGUAAGAGAGAAAGCAAGGAAACUAGACCUGAGCAACGUCAGGGAGAAUGUGUCCCUGGCCUACCCCAUCACAAACCCUGAUGCCUGCAGAAACUCUAACCUCUUCCUCCUUACUCUCGUCUUCAGCUCCACAGCUAAUAUCACCCAAAGAGAUGCAGUCAGGAGGACAUGGGCUAACCAAACGCUCAUCCAAGGCUUCCCAAUGCGGAUACUGUUCUUCUUAGGAUCAACAGAGACUUCCGCUGCACAAAAGGCCCUCAUGAUAGAGUCUGACCUCCAUGGGGACAUGGUCCAGGGUCAUGCUGUGUCUGACUCGUCCCUCCGUGGCCCAACAGAAAGGACAGUGCUGGCGCUGCGCUGGGUGAUUGCCUUCUGUCCCGUGGCAAGAUUUGUUCUGCUGACUAAGGACUCUGUGUUUAUCAACCUUCCUGCAAUCGGAGGCUACCUACUCGGGCUGCACAGGCACCCUGAGGACCUUUAUUUAGGUAGGGUGAUCCAGAGAGACUCCCCUGACAGGGACCCCAACAGUCCUGGUUUCUUACCCCCAGCACUCUACCCUGACAAGUACCUGCCUGAAUACUGUGAAGGGACGGCUUAUGUUAUAUCCCAGGAUGUGGUCCGAAAAGUGUAUGUUGCCUCUGCAGCAGUUCGUGCACCUGUGCCAGCUGAUGUUUUUGUGGGCCUUUGUGCUCAGAAGGCUGGUGUGGCACCAACCCACAGUAGCAGGUUCUCAGGAGAGAAACAUAUCCGCUACAACGCCUGCUGUUACCGCUAUCAAUUCAGCUCAGCAGGAAUGGAAAGCCAUGAACUAGAUAUAGUGUGGGCAGACCUGGGACAGAAGGGUGAACAAUGCUCACUGUUAAAGACCUACUAUGGCCUGGUGACCUGCAAAGCCCUGACGUACCUGGAUAAACUGUCCUUCUAG